GAACAGUUAUCGCGUGAGGAGAUUGCCGAUGAAGUACAGGAUUUGGAAAACGAACUUGAAGAGCUUCAGGCUGCACAUGCAGAGGAAUUGGAUUCCGUAAAAUCUAAAUUUGAUCAUCAAUUGAAAUCGCUUCGAGACCGCCUGGAACAUGAAGAGAAUAGACGAAAAAAAGCGCAUGAAGAGCUUCAAACGUUGAAGGUUACUUAUUUUAUGAUUUAG
Molecule: messenger RNA, 219 nt
Organism: Gongylonema pulchrum
Lineage: Eukaryota; Metazoa; Nematoda; Chromadorea; Rhabditida; Gongylonematidae
Source: the annotation of a GenBank genome assembly